Messenger RNA from Morchella sextelata, 1527 nucleotides. RefSeq lists its product as uncharacterized. Lineage: Eukaryota; Fungi; Ascomycota; Pezizomycetes; Pezizales; Morchellaceae. Gene Ontology annotation, biological process: ribosomal small subunit biogenesis; ribosomal large subunit biogenesis. The transcript is spliced from 4 exons. The coding region runs from base 1 to 1527 and encodes 508 amino acids. Gene Ontology annotation, molecular function: RNA binding; DNA binding. The record is from RefSeq and is a predicted model, not a curated record. Gene Ontology annotation, cellular component: nucleolus.
AUGGCAGACAUCGAGGACCGGAUAUUGCAGCACUCCCACGCUUUCGAGGGACUAUUGUCGCUUGUACCGGUAACUGAGAAACGAGUACUUACGAAACAAGAGAGGAAAGAGGAAGAAAAGAAGGCAAAGAAGGCGAAACUUGAGCAGAAGCUUGCGGUGCGAGGGGAACAGAUAGAUAACGGAGAACCAAAGAAGGAAGCUGUAUACCAGAAAAAACCUAAGGAUCCUAAGCCCAAGCAGAUACCAGAAGAUAAAUCUUCAGAGGCACCGCUGGUAGAAAAUACAAGUGCAGAGAACUCCGCCAACUCAAAGCAGAAGAAGAAGCAGCAGCAGCAGAAGGAAAAGGCGACAGCAAAAGAUGAGCUGAGUAAUGAUGCAGCUGAGAAGACAGAGUCUGGAAAAAAGGAGAAAUCAGGGUCCGGAAAGAAGGAGCUCGCGAAGAAGGCGCUUGAAAAAAAGACGCCUGUAAAGAAUGUCUCCACAAAGAAGGAAACGACUAAGGAGGAAACCGCAAAGAAGAUGGGGCCCAUAAAAAAGAGGCCUGUAGAGCAGGAAGGUGCAGAGGAAGAUGUAUCGACAGAAACCUCUAUAAAAAUCUCUUUAGACCCUUCAGAAAUUACUGUGGCGCCCUCCGGCGAUAUCGCAGCACACUCAGAGGAUACUGAUACACCCCCGCAACCUACCGAGCCCAUCUCUCCUACAGCCCGUGCGGAAGCUCGUGCCCGACUUGCAGCUCAUAUAGAAUCCCUACGCACCCGCCGAAACCCCAAAUCAACUGCUCGUGCUGCUCUACUCGAAGCCCGUGAAAAAAAGGCCCAGGCCCGCAAAGAGCGCAAGAAGACACUCCGCCUCGCUCAGAAACUAGAGUCUACCUCUCUCGAUUCACCUGACUCGCCCACUUCUCCACAGGCCCGCCCACCACCAAUGACACCUAAAGAGAUGGAAAAGGCCGAAAACAACUUCACGUUUGGCGCCGUUACAUUCGACGACGGCCAGGAGCUGGAUCACACAAUGUCGGACUUCAAGAAGAGCCGCAAACGCAAGGGACCCACGGAUGUGAUGGGGCAGCUUAAGCAAGUCGAGGCGAAGAAAGCACGGCUAGAAACAAUGGAUCCGGAGAAGAGGGAAAAGAUCUAUGAGAAAGAGAUGUGGAGUAAGGCGUUGAAGCAGACAGCGGGCGAGAAGGUGAGAGAUGACGAAAAGCUACUCAAGAAGGCACUGAAGAGGCAGACGGUGCAGAAGAAAAAGAGCGAGAGGGAAUGGAAAGAGAGAAAGGAUUCGGUAGCUAAGGGGAUUGCGGUGAGGCAGAAAAAGAGAGAGGAAAAUAUUAACGCAAGAAAGGAGCAGAAGAAACUUGGAAAGGCAGGAAUGAAGAAGAAGGCGAAGAUGGCCCAGAAGGCGGGUGGGAAAAAGAAGCCUCCACCCCAACACUCGAAGAACAAGGGCGGAAAAAAGUCGGGGGACAAGUCCAAGUCCAGUGGCAAACCCGCCGGUAAAACUGGGGGUGGAAAGAAAUUUAGUAAAUAA